CCCGGCAGUGACAGUCCGGCACGCGACCGCUAUCGCCGCCAGUGCUCGGCGCGUUUUCGCUCGCGAAGCCGUCCUCUCUCUGACGCCUGCCGAGAUAGGCAGCACUGAUUACCGCCGCUCAAUUUACAGACGCUCCGGGCCGUGAAAAUUGUUUUCGAAAGUGUUGUUUUUUUGCCUUUGUGUACGUUUCUCGUUUGUGAAGUAGUUCCGGAGCGUUGGAAGAGCUCACACUUGGAGAACUAAACGUUGGGAAUAGUUGUCAUUAGCCAUCGUGUCGACUUCCGAGGGCAAGGAGAGGACGCUCUAGAUUUAUCGAGCGCGGGGAAUCGCAGUGGAGGCGCGCGCGGCCAGCCACAGGUGGCAACAAUAACGCCCACGCGCGGCGCGAGCGAGUUCGGGGGCGGCGUCGGCGUCGGCGAGGGCGUCGACGUCUGCGUCGCGGGAGCAUGCAGCGGCGGCGACAUGCCGCGCCCCAGCCGCGACUCUUACGGCGACCAGAAGCCGCCCUACUCGUACAUCUCGCUGACGGCGAUGGCCAUCUGGAGCUCGCCCGAGAAGAUGCUGCCGCUGGCGGACAUUUACCGCUUCAUCACCGACCGCUUCCCGUACUACCGGCGCAACACGCAGCGCUGGCAGAACUCGCUGCGGCACAACCUCUCCUUCAACGACUGCUUCGUCAAAGUGCCGCGCCGGCCCGACAGGCCGGGCAAGGGCGCCUACUGGACGCUGCACCCUGCGGCCAUCAACAUGUUCGAGAACGGCUCCUUCCUUCGCCGCCGCAAGAGGUUCAAACUCCCUAAGGUGGAGAAGGAGGCCCUGGAGGCGGGGCUGGCGAGCAUGGCGUCCUCGCUGCACCCGGUGGGCGCGGGCGGCGCGCCGGCCACGACGCUGCCGCGGACGCUGGCGGCGCCGCCCAAGUCGUUCAGCAUCGACAGCAUCAUCCAGCAGGACGCGCCGCCCCCAGCCGCCCCCGUGCCCGCGCUGCAGCCACCUCCUCAGCCGCAGCCGCAGCCGAUGCCGCCCACGCACUCUCAGCCUCCGCAGCUGCCACCGCCCGCGCUGCCCGUCAUGCCCACACCACUAGAUUUCAACCGGCUGGUGCUGACGACGCUGCAGACGGAGCGGGCGUCGCGCUGCUCGUCGGGGCUGUGCCCCGCGGCGGCGGCGGCCGUGGCGGCGUCCUACGUGUCGGCGUGCCUGCACCACCCGCCCCCGCAGCCGCAGCCGCCCCCGCCGCCCCCGGCCGUGUGGCUGCCGCCGCUGGCGCCGCAGUCGUACCCCUACUCGUACUCGUACCUGCACGCGGCCACGCUGUACGCCGCCGCGCUCGGCCUCCUGGGGCCCGCCGCCGCCUCCAGCACGGCCGCCGGAGCCGCGGCGCUGCCCAAGGCGCCGCCCCUCAAGCCGCACGCGCUGCCGCCCCCGGCGCACGGACUCGCGCUGCCGCCGCCCGCGCCGCCGGCCACUCCGUUCCUCGACGUCGUCGACUCCAGCUCCAACAGCUCCACCGACUUGUUCGCUGCACACGUCAAGGCCGAGCUCUAGAACACGACCGUAGGGGAGCUCGGCUGAGAGGAACAUUGGUAUCUGAGGGUGAGUUUCAGACUUGUAUCAGUGUUUCCUGUGUCCAGUUAU
Molecule: messenger RNA, 1635 nt
Organism: Schistocerca gregaria
Lineage: Eukaryota; Metazoa; Arthropoda; Insecta; Orthoptera; Acrididae
Product: forkhead box protein B2-like
Exons: 5
Coding region: 463-1545 (360 amino acids)
Biological process (GO): regulation of transcription by RNA polymerase II; anatomical structure morphogenesis; cell differentiation
Molecular function (GO): DNA-binding transcription factor activity, RNA polymerase II-specific; RNA polymerase II cis-regulatory region sequence-specific DNA binding
Source: RefSeq, a predicted model, not a curated record